AUGGAUGGUAGCAAACCUUAUUACAUAGGUGGUGCUUCAGAAUUUUUGGAUUAUUGCUUUUCUUACUACCAGUUUGACUCUUUCUUAUCAUCUGAAAAAUUCAAAGGUUUGGUAGAAAAUUUAUCGCAAUAUCAAAUCAAAGUAAAGAAUGAAAAUGACAUAUUGAAAGUUACAAAAGAUUCUCCUGAAAUUUUUGAGAAACGUGUCAAAAAUAAAUUCACCAUUUGUAUAUCUGGAACAGGAUUGCCUUUAGCGAUGCACGUAAUCUCAGGAUUAUUAGAAAUGUCGGUCGGAGAUAAAACUAUUUCUAAAAUAUAUAUUUAUGAUGAAAAAUGUUCUGAACUGUUCAUGGAAUUUAUUGAAAGAGAAUGCUUCUACAUUAUGUCAAAUAAUCCUGGAAAAGUUGUAAAAGUAGUGAAUAAAAUAGGAAUGGCUCUAACACAUACAGAUUUAUUAAUUGUUCUAAAUCAUGUCCCAUUUAAUGCUGAAAGUAGCAUAGGUGAUUGGCUUCAAGCAAACAAGAAAAUGAUGUCAAAAUUAGCAAUGUAUAUAAAUGCAUCGGCAUUUCGCAAAAUGUAUAUACUUUUUCCAAAUUUAGGACCGGCGUGUUAUAAUGCUACUGUGCUAAUGAAUUUGGUGACAAAUGUCUCUAAACGAAAUAUAGUAGUCGCUACUUCUGACCUUGGAUUAGAUAUUGCUGCCUUGGCUGCUGACAUUGCAGAAGUACCAAUGAGGAAUAUGUUUUGUUCACCAGUAUGGGGAUUUGUUGGAGUUAAUCAUUUGGUAGAUAUAAGAACAACCAUUCAUAAAUAUAAUACAUUCGAACCAUAUAAUAGAUAUACCAAAGUGAAAAACUCUUCAUUGACGAUUGGACGACUCACUCCAAAAAUGCGUACUAUGGAGUACUUGAUGUAUUUUGAUGAAAUAUUAUGGACUAAAGUUGCAGAGACAAAGUGUUGUGCUGUGAUGUGGUUAUGGGACAUGUGGGGCCUGCUGUGGGUUGUGGAGGCCCUGGCGCAGUUGAUGGUGGCAGUGGCGACCCCGUUGGAAGCUGCUCCACCGAUCCCGCAAGCCGGCGACGGAUCAUAUCAGUUGCAUAACGAGCGUGCGCCUCGGCAUCCGGCUAACGGUACCCACUGGCGAGUAGGGGAGCCCCGACACGCGCCACAUCUAGACGUAUCAUGA
Molecule: messenger RNA, 1185 nt
Organism: Diatraea saccharalis (sugarcane borer)
Lineage: Eukaryota; Metazoa; Arthropoda; Insecta; Lepidoptera; Crambidae
Source: the annotation of a GenBank genome assembly